Engraulis encrasicolus (European anchovy) is the source of this 801-nucleotide messenger RNA. It is a transcript of the gene rps19, whose product is annotated as ribosomal protein S19. The coding region runs from base 337 to 771 and encodes 144 amino acids. Gene Ontology annotation, molecular function: RNA binding; structural constituent of ribosome. Gene Ontology annotation, cellular component: cytosolic small ribosomal subunit; ribosome. Gene Ontology annotation, biological process: translation; ribosomal small subunit assembly. The transcript has 6 exons. NCBI's taxonomy places the organism in Eukaryota, Metazoa, Chordata, Actinopteri, Clupeiformes, Engraulidae. The record is from RefSeq and is a predicted model, not a curated record.
AAGGUAAACGAGAAUUUUGGUCCUUUGACAUUUAUCGAUAUAAUAGCGAUAUAUAACAGUACCAGUGGUAGAAGUGAACUCUAUACGUUUAUUAAGCACUUAACAAAAUGGCAGAAGCAUAAAUGUGGAAAAAUAUUUUGAAUAUUGUGAGAACAUUUUAGUAUAAGAUGUGUGGUCUUGGCUCGUUGGUUCCCUGUAAUGGCAGCGCCCAUGCAACAGCAUUGAGGCCUGAGCAAGUUUAGCUAGUGAUACUUGAGCUGACAUAUUUCUCGGCUGAACAGUGUUUGCCUGGUGUUAAUCGUGGUUGAUUUUGAUCAAACACCUAUCCGUUUUAAAAUGCCAGGCGUCACAGUGAAAGACGUUAACCAGCAAGACUUUGUCAACGCUCUGGCGGCGUUCCUCAAAAAGUCAGGCAAGGUAAAGGUACCUGACUGGGUGGACAUCGUGAAGCUGGCCCGCUUCAAGGAGCUGUCUCCUGUCGAUGACAACUGGUUCUACAUCAGAGCAGCCUCCACAGCGCGUCACUUGUACCUGCGUGGUGGUGUCGGCGUGGGUUCCAUGACCAAGAUCUACGGUGGCCGCAAGAGGAACGGCGUGUGCCCAUCCCACUUCAGCAAAGGCUCCAAGAACGUGGCUCGCAAAGUGCUGCAGUCCCUCGAGUCCCUCAAAAUGGUGGAGAAGGACCCCAACGGUGGCCGCAGACUGACCUCCCAGGGUACCAGAGACCUGGACCGUAUUGCUGGCCAGGUUGCAGCUGCAAAGAAGUUGUAAAAAUAAAAAUCACUUUUUGGAAAAACUCGA